This is a messenger RNA of Penicillium longicatenatum, 1566 nucleotides long. Its product is annotated as WD domain protein. Gene Ontology annotation, cellular component: nucleus. The record is from RefSeq and is a predicted model, not a curated record. Gene Ontology annotation, biological process: regulation of DNA damage checkpoint. Lineage: Eukaryota; Fungi; Ascomycota; Eurotiomycetes; Eurotiales; Aspergillaceae. Gene Ontology annotation, molecular function: DNA binding; protein binding. The coding region runs from base 1 to 1566 and encodes 521 amino acids. The transcript has 3 exons.
AUGGCUAUUAACACACCAAAUACCCUAUCCGAGAUUGAAAGGCAACGCCAAGCCAAUAUUGCCGAGCAGAAAGCACUCCUGAAAGAGUUGCAACUAACACAGCCCACUGGGAAAUUUGCGAGCGCACAAAAGUCAGCUAAGAAUGAUGCCACUAAGAACAAGAAACGAGCUCCGCCGAAGCGAGUGAAAGAGGAGGAAUCUCCCGCCCCACGACGACAGUCAUCCCGCCUGCAGGGACUCGCUGCUGACAGCGAGGUUGCCAAGCGCAAGGCCGAGGAGCAAUAUGAGGCGGCCAAAGAGGUUGAACGUGCGAAGAGGAUCAGACGCACAGAUUCAUUUACGCAGAACGACAUGUUCAUUGCUGGACAAAAACUGAGCGGCGAUAGCCUGAUUGGGAUCGACGUCGUCAACAAAGGUGUUGCGGAACCAUAUCUGCGAACAUUUGGGGACGAAGAUAUUAAGAAAACCACUGAUAAGGAGCUCAAGGCUCUUCGCGAGGAGAUGAAUGGCUUGCAAUUAUGGGACAAAUGGGAUCCACAGAGGAUCAAGAUCACCCCCGAGCGGGUUUAUACCAUGGCAUUCCACCCAUCUGAAACAAAGCCUCUCGUGUUUGCUGGCGAUAAGAUGGGACAUCUGGGCAUUCUGGAUGCUUCGCAGGAGAAACCUGAGGUGAAGCAAGAGGAUGAGGAUGAUGAGGAUGAUCCCGACCCCGUUCUUACAACCCUCAAAAUUCACACGCGCACGAUUAGCUCGAUGACUAUCCACCCUUCGAAGCCAACCGCCUUGUACACAGCGAGCUACGAUAGCUCCAUCCGCGAACUGGAUUUGGAGAAAACUGUCUCAGUCGAGGCGUAUGGGCCGGAAUCCACAAACAUCGACGAGGCAAUUUCUGGGAUCGAUAUGGCACCAGAGGAUCCCAAUGUCCUCUAUUGGACGACUCUUAACGGUGGAUUCGCUCGUUAUGACGUGCGCACCCGCAAAAACACAGUAUCAUCCUGGCAAUUGUCUGAAAAGAAAAUUGGCGGUUUUUCUUUAUGUCCAUCGUCUUCGCAUAUCUUUGCUACCGCAAGUUUGGAUCGCUUUAUGCGACUGUGGGAUCUACGCAAUUUGUCAUUUGACGAGCCAGAGCCUAUCGCAGAGCAUGAGAGUCGUCUCUCUGUCUCACAUGCCGCGUUCAAUGCCGCUGGUCAGAUCGCCACGUCCUCGUAUGAUGAUACUUUGAAGAUUUAUGAUAUGGGCCUGAAGGGUAUCUCCUCAUGGGCAAAAGGCCAUACAGUGCCUGAAAAAGAAUUCCGCCCCGAUACUGUGGUCAGGCAUAAUUGUCAGACAGGUCGGUGGGUUACGAUUCUGCGUCCCCAAUGGCAAUUGAAUCCGCAGUCCCAUAUUCAGAAGUUCUGUAUCGGCAACAUGAACCGAUUCGUCGAUGUUUACAGUGCCGGUGGUGACCAGCUUGCUCAGCUGGGCGGUGAUGGGAUCACUGCUGUCCCUGCAGUAGCGGUCUUCCAUCGCAGCAAGAACUGGGUGGCUGGUGGUACUGCUAGUGGCAAGCUGUGCUUAUGGAUGUGA